Osmerus eperlanus (European smelt) is the source of this 2549-nucleotide messenger RNA. Its product is annotated as thrombospondin-type laminin G domain and EAR repeat-containing protein-like. Lineage: Eukaryota; Metazoa; Chordata; Actinopteri; Osmeriformes; Osmeridae. Bases 278 to 2428 code for a protein of 716 amino acids. The record is from RefSeq and is a predicted model, not a curated record. The transcript has 14 exons. Gene Ontology annotation, biological process: signal transduction.
ACUCAGCUCAGCUUUGUUUUGGUGCAGUUCCACAGGGACACAUAUUCAUGUAGUCAGGACCAGUCCCAGAUGUUGUUUACUUAGACCCUUGUUGUACUUUGUGGUCUGGAUCUUUUGCUUCUUCUGAAGGAUUUUUUUCAUGGCUGGGGUCUGUCCUGUCUGAGGGCUGUUUCCCAGACACGCGUGCCGUCUGAAGGGACCCAUGUUGACAGGGCGAGACAUGAGGUUCAGCUGGCAGUGGGAACAUACAGACUAUUAGUGAUUGGAACGAGUUGAUAUGUCGUUUUUUACGCUACUGCUGUUGUAUUUGGUCCCAAGGACCAUCACCAUGCACCAUGGAACAAGAACACCAUGCACAGACCAGCUCCCCUUAGACCUCUUGUCACGUGUCCUCCCAGUGGGGGCACCUGCGCCCCCGUCAAGUUUGCGCAUGAUCCAGACGGGGGGGGUGAGGGGCCUCCGGUUUUCUCACCCUCACCCUUCCCUCAGCUUCCCUUCCUCCCAGCUCUUGAUGAACUGUGACCUGUUUCCCAGAGAGUUCUCCAUCGUAGUGACUCUGAAGAUCACCCGCAUGGCACCCAAGAAGAAUGAGUACAUAUUUUCUGUGGUGGAGGAAAAAGACGAAGAGAAUAAAAAUGGCAAAGGAGACAAAGGUGAAAGAAGUGAUGAAGAACAAAAUCGAGGGAGUAAAGAAGAUAAGAAGAGAGAUCGGAGAAGAGAGAGGGUUGGGGAUCGAGGGAGGCUGCUCCUGGGUCUGCGAUUGUCCAGGGAUCGUUUCCACUUUCUGUUUCAGGGUCAUGGGGGGGUCAUGGAACGCUGGGUGUUCCGGGGUGUGCGAUUGGCUGAUAACCGCUGGCACACACUGGUGCUGGCCGCCACUGGUCGCUAUGCAAGGCUCACAGCAGACUGUAACACACCUCUGGAACUUGUUCACUCCAGGUCCUUCCCCUCUGAUAUGAGGAUUCAGGGAUCAAAGUUCCACAUUGGCAGCCAGGGGAGGAGAAAAGGCCUUUUCUCAGGUCUUGUCCGACAGCUGGUUCUGGUGCCAGGUUGGGAUGCCACCACUGACGUCUGCCCUUCCUCCAACCCCAGACUGGCAGAGCUGGCUGUGCCCGCUGUGCUGUUAGACCUGCCUUUCAAACAGACAGAGAUCAGCCUCGCUCUUCCUAGAUAUGAGGCGGAGGUGCACGUCUCUGUGGGGCUUGAGCGUAAGUGUUCGGUGUCAGUUCGUGGUCAGCUUUGGUUCAACCCCCAGAGGAAGGGCCUCUACCUCUGUGAUGGAGCCGUUUGGGUCCCUAUGCUGAAAGAAAGUGAACGGCUGGACUACGUUGAAGAACAUCAGAUCCUGCCCACCAGUUCGGAAACAUACGACAUUGAGGUUUUCCAUGUGGCUGGCGUGGGUCUGAUGGCAGCCAUGGCGCACAGCUCCUCUGGCCUGGGCUCGGCUGUCUACCUCUGGAAACAUGGUGGCUUCCAGCUGUACCAGAACAUCAGCACCUACGGAGCUCUCGCCUGGAGACACUUCACCAUGGGCAAGAAGGUGUUUCUGGUGGUGUCUAACUCGGCCGGGGGGCCAGGCGAAGAGGAGGAGAAAGCUCCAGAACAGGAGGAGGGGGUGGAGAUGUCCGUUAUUUACAGAUGGAGCGACAGGAAGAGGAGGUUUGUGCGUUUCCAGAGCCUGCAGACGCACUGUGCUCGAGACUGGGAGGCUUUCCAUAUCCACAAACACACCUACCUCACUGUGGCCAAUCACAGACAAGGUGAUAACAACCACACCAUUGACAGUGUGGUCUACAGGUGGAACCCAGGUACAAAGUCUUUCCAGGUGCACCAGAUGCUGCGGACCUCAGGGGCCUAUGACUGGGAGUUUUUCACCGUGGGACCCUAUCACUUCCUCGUUGUUGCAAACGCCUUUGAUGGCGUGACCACCCACGUUGACUCUGUCAUUUAUGUUUGGCUCAAUGGCAGCUUCCGGGUGUUUCAGACCAUUAAGACAUUUUGUGCCACAGACUGGGAGAUGUUCCAGAUUGGCAGCAGAGUCUUCCUGGUUGUUGCGAAUGGACACAGACUCCAUGGUAACGGGCCUAGUCGCUAUGCCAUCAACUCCACCAUCUACGAACUUGACGGAAACGCUCAGUUGUUUAUUCGCUUUCAGGAUAUUGUAACUUACAGUGCUGUGGACUGGGAGUUCUUCACUCUAGGGGAGGAGAGUUUCCUGGUUGUUGCUAACUCCUUUGAUGGACAGUCAUAUUCUUUAAAUAGCGUGCUCUACAGGUGGCAGGGAUAUGAAGGGUUUGUCCCUGUUCACCGGCUCCCAACCAUUGGAUGUAGCGACUGGGAAUUCUUCAAUUUCGAAGGGGAAUCAUAUCUAAUUUACUCCAGCGCUAAAGCACCACUUUCCAAAGUGUUCAAAUUGAAAACACACUAAGGAUAUGUGUGUGCCUCAGUUUGUCUCUCUGUGUAUAACUCUAUAAAGUCUCUGAGAAUAUUUCAGUAGUUUACAGUAGAUGGAAACUUAAUUAUUUUGUUCUUCAGUUAACUGAACUGUU